Molecule: messenger RNA, 3117 nt
Organism: Helianthus annuus (common sunflower)
Lineage: Eukaryota; Viridiplantae; Streptophyta; Magnoliopsida; Asterales; Asteraceae
Exons: 1
Coding region: 1-3117 (1038 amino acids)
Source: RefSeq, a predicted model, not a curated record
AUGACAAAGAGGCAUGGUCACAACGAUACGGAUGAUGCUGAAACUAGUCAGCAGUUGAACAAUCGAAUAGAAGAAAAUACGAAGGCAUUAGAGGAGAUGAGGAACAUGGUGACCGGGCUGUCUCUGCAGUUGACUCAGAUAGUCAAUAAUCAAGCCAACCCGAGGAAUCACCAGAGACAAGACUUACAGGUUGAAGGAGAGGGGUUUAAUUUUGCGGCAAGACUGACGAAAAUUGAAUUUCCUCGAUUCAAUGGCAAUGAUCUUAAUGCAUGGUUGUUCAAAGUGGAACAAUUCUUUCAGCUUGAUAGGGUGACAGAUGCAACAAAAGUGAGGUUAGCUGCUAUUCAUUUUGAGGAUAAAGCAUUGCAGUGGUAUCAAUCUUUCAUUAGUCAAAGAGUUGAAGGUGAGGUAUUAGCUUGGGCAGAAUUAGUAGAAGCUUUAAAAGUCAGAUUUGGUAAACUGUUUGAUGAUCCGAUGACUGAGUUAAAAAACUUAAAACAAACAACCACAGUUCAAGAAUAUCAUGAUAAGUUUGAUGCUAUUAUUAGUAGGUUGCAGUUACAGGGUGAAUAUGCUUUGAGUUGUUUUUUGGCUGGGUUAGAAGAUGAGAUACAGUUGCAGGUAAGGAUGUUUAUUCCUAAAAACAUCCAAGAAGCUUUUUGCUUAGCAAAGCUUCAAGAGGCAACUAUUAAAGCCAAGAAGGGUAGAUUUGGGUUUAAGCCAGCUAUUUUACCCAAUCCAGUUAGUAAUAAACAGGUGACACCUUACAACAGACCUUUGAAUGCUGAAAUUAAAAAGAAUGUGAUUAGGAAGACUUUAACUAAAAGUGAAAUGGAUGAGCGUAGAGCUAAGGGGUUAUGUUUUAACUGUGAUGAAAAAUAUUCACAAGAUCAUGUGUGUAGAGGUAAUAAAAGACCUCAGUUGUACCAUAUAGAAGUGGAGUGGUUGGAAGAUGAGGUUGAUACAGAUGAAGAAGUAAUAAUGGAGUGUGCACAGAUUUCAGUAAAUGCAGUUGAGGGAAAUGAUAUGUACAAAUCAAUAAGAGUUACUGGUCAUUAUGGUAAAUAUGAAUUACAGCUGCUAAUGGAUACGGGUAGUUCUCAUAAUUUCUUAGAUGUUACACUAGCGAAGCAGUUAGGAUGUAAGUUGGUUAAAGGGCCAGCCAUGUUGGUGAAGGUAGCAAAUGGGCAUGAAGAAAUUUGUGACCAAAUGGUUAAAGGGUUUUGUUGGAAAAUGCAGGGAAUUCAGUUUAAGGCAGAUGUCUAUGUCAUGCCAUUGGGUGGAUGUGAUUUGGUGUUGGGAGUACAGUGGUUUACCACUUUGGGUAGUAUCAAAAUGAACUACAAUGAUAGAACAGUGGCAUUCAAAUUCAAAGGUCAUAAGGUGAUAUUAAGGGGACAGCAGGGUAGAAGUUUUUCACAAAUUAACAAGGGCAACUUAAAGAAGAUUGAUCAGCAGAGAGGAGAGUUAACUAUGAUUCAAGUAUGUGCAAUUGAUGGGUAUAGUAAUGCUACUUCUGUCUUGUUGCAAGAGACUCCACAGAAUGCUGUCCAGAAACAACAGUUACAACAGCUGUUGGUAGUCUUUGAUGAUGUCUUUCAAGACUUAAAAACUUUGCCUCCUUUAAGGGGACAAUUUGAUCACAGGAUUCCUUUGAAGAAUGGAACUGAAGGGGUGAAUUUGAGGCCCUAUAGAUACCCGGUAAUUCAGAAAGAUGUGAUAGAGAAAAUGACCAAUGAAUUACUGGAACAAGGGGUAAUUAGGUCCAGCACUAGUUCAUUUGCAUCUCCAGUGGUUUUGGUAAAGAAGAAGGAUGGGUCCUGGAGGAUGUGUAUUGAUUACAGGAAGCUAAAUCAGGCUACCAUUCCAGACAGAUUUCCUAUUCCCUUGGUAGAAGAUUUGAUGGAUGAAUUACAUGGUACCAAGUAUUUUUCUAAGUUGGAUCUUAAAGCUGGAUAUUAUCAAAUAAGGAUGGAUGAGGCUGAUAUACACAAAACUGCAUUUAAAACUCACAAUGGCCAUUUCGAAUUUCUGGUAAUGCCUUUUGGCCUUACAAAUGCCCCUUCCACUUUUCAAGGGCUAAUGAAUCAAGUCUUUAAGCAGUAUUUGAGGAAAUAUGUACUGGUCUUCUUUGAUGACAUAUUGGUGUACAGCCCAUGUUGGGAUACUCAUAUGUCUCAUCUAAGAGAUGUAUUGCAAGUUCUAAGACAGCAUCAGUUGGUUGCUAAGAAAAGUAAGUGUGAAUUUGGGGCUACUAAACUGGAGUAUCUGGGCCAUAUAAUUUCUCAAAAAGGGGUGUCCACAGAUCCAGCUAAAGUAUCAGCCAUUCAAAGGUGGCCUGUACCAACUAAUGUCAAGGAGUUGAGGGGAUUCUUGGGUCUUACAGGGUAUUACCGGAGGUUUGUGAAAGGGUAUGGUACCAUUACUAAGCCAUUAACACAAUUACUCAAAAAAGAUUCUUUUCAGUGGUCCAGCUUGGCUCAGCAGGCUUUUGAGCAGUUGAAAAUCAGUAUGAGUGAACCUCCUGUGCUAGCAUUACCAGAUUUCAAAGAAACCUUUGUAGUAGAGACUGAUGCUUCAGGAUAUGGAAUUGGGGCAGUCUUGAUGCAGAGGGGCCAUCCUAUUGCUUACAUCAGCAAAGCUUUAUCUCCUAGACAUAUGGCUUUAUCCACAUAUGAAAGAGAGCUAUUGGCCAUCAUAUAUGCAGUACAAAAGUGGCAACCUUAUUUGGCUCAUAAUCAUUUUGUCAUAAAGACGGAUCAGCACAGCUUGAAGUAUCUGUUAGAUAGCAAGAUUUCUACCCCUUUUCAGCAGAAGUGGUUAUCGAAACUUAUGGGGUUUAGCUUUGACAUUAUGUACAAGAAGGGAGUUGAAAAUAAGGUGGCUGAUGCUUUGUCAAGAAUUACACAUGGAGAGGUUUUGCAACUGGCAGCAUCUGCAGUUCAUACAGACAUUUGGAUGGCAAUUAGAGAAGGGUGGCAACAAGAUACUGAGUUGGUAAACAUUAUACAAGAUUUGAAGAAAGAUCCUUUGUCCCACAGCCAGUAUAGUUGGACAAAUGAGGAAUUAAGAAGGAAGGGUAAAUUAGUCAUUGGGAAUUCGGAAACUUUGAAAUAG